CAGCGGAUCCGUCACACAGUAAUGAAGUCACCACGGGCACUUGUUAUACCGGAUGCUGAUUGUGAUACACUGACCAGUUUCCGACAAUUCGCGAGUGUUUCCGGAACCGUUGUCUAGGAAUGUUAUCAAAAUUAUAUUCUAUACAGGAAAAUGUUGAGCAACGCUUCUCCUGGUGGCCAUUAGACCUGUUAAAGUUUUAACAAAGAAUGUUCCUUCUGCGGAAACUGAGAUUUUUUUCCCAUAGUAAAUGUAAGGAAAGCCAAUCCGUGUCUGAUCUCAGUAGCCUGGAAAGUCUUCACGAUGACGGAGUAAGCAACCCAGCCUACAAUCUGAAACGCUCGAAAUCAGCAGAACAGCUGAACAAUGAUGUCAUACACUCUAUGCAGACGACAACCAACAAUGCAUCCUUUAUGUCUACCGCCAGCAACAGCACCACCGGUAGUACUGACGAUUACCUCCACCCUUGUGCGGAAACCAAAGACAUAUCGAAAUCGGUCAAGAAGAUCGCUAUUGUAAAUCCAACGACUCAUAUUUUUCCGGAGGACGAUAACGAGGUUUUUGAAGAAUCACAUUAUCAAAAUGUGGAAAUUUCUAAGACCCAAGGAAAAACUGCAGAAAGUGAUGAUGGAAAAGAAGGAUCCAUCUAUCAGAAUGUUGAACCUUUGUCGUACAAGGUAGAGGAAAAAGACAAUCAUGAAUCAGAGUAUCAAAAUAUUGUUUUCCCAAACGUAUCAACUGAUUGUAAAUCGGAAUCAUUUAAGGGAGACGUAUCGGAAUGUGACUAUGAAUUCGUACAAGGCCUCGCGGCUACAAACAAAACAGUAAAGUCUGAACAGAAAAAUGACGACAUAGAUGGGAGAAGCGGGGACGAAAAGCUUUUUGAGGAUAAUGUAAAGUUACGAAAGGAGAGCAACGCCUGCGAUAAAGCGUCUGACCUGCAAUCGGCUUACACCUGCGAUAAAGCGUCUAACCUGCAAUCGGCUUACACCUGCGAUAAAGGGUCUAACCUGCGAUCAGCUUCAGUUUCUGUGCCUAAUGAUGUUUCAAACUCUGUCAACAAAUCAUCAACAAAACCACCUAAAAAACCCAAGCCUGAAAGACCACCGCCACCGAAGUUUUCAAGUAACUUGACUCCAUUUAAAAAUAGAUAUACAAGCCCAGAUCUCCUUACAGAAUCUCGUGUUCACAAACCACCGGAGAAAAGUGUCUCCAUUGACAACGGAGCUUAUGUGAACGACCCAGGAAAGACCAGAGAAAACCGAGGAAAACUUCUGUUCAGAAACGCUAGAAGUGCAUCAGAACAAAUAGUUCGAAGAUCAGAGAACAUUAAUGAUUAUCUGGAUAUGUCGAACAGUCGCCCAGGUGAGGUCGUGUUAGACGACAGCGAUGAUUACAUGCCGAUGAGUCUGGAGGAUAACUGUCCGCUGAAAGAUAGAUAAAUUCUAUUUAAGAAAAUGACGGUGAAUUUUUUUUGCCAUUCUACCAUUUAAAAAGGAAUCCUUCUGGAUAUGACUUUGUAGUAUCUUGCUCAUUGAUCAGCAUUUCACAAAGAAAGAAAACCCAUUUUGUUUGCUUUUGUGUUUUUAUUGUCAUUCCAAAAGAUACUUAUAUGUAUGGUGCACAUUGUCACACUGGCUACUAAGUGCGAGUUAUGUCCCUUUAGUGUUUUCUACUCGUGGUGACGCUGAUUACUAAGUGCGAGUUAUGUACCUUUAGUGUUUUCUACUCGUGGAGACGCUGAUUACUAAGUGCGAGUUAUGUCCCUUUAGUGUUUUCUACUCGUGGUGACGCUGAUUACUAAGUGCGAGUUAUGUCCCUUUAGUGUUUUCUACUCGUGGAGACGCUGAUUACUAAGUACCAUAUACAGGUCGUGAAACAUAAUUCACUAUUGAAUUUCUCACGAUCGCGGAAUUAAACCUUAUUAUUCUAGAUAUACUGUAUACAACUUUCAAUUUGCCCUUGGACAUUUUCACGAUUUUCAAACAGAUUUCUGUUUUUCACUGUUUCAAAUCUACGAUUUUUAUUUUUGUAUUAUAUCACCCUUAUGCUAUGACAGUUGUUACGUUGUUUUUCACUGCAGUCGUUUCAAGAUAGGAAAUAUAAGACUGCGUUGAAAUUAAGUAUAAAGUUUGUUAUUUUAUGUUCCAUAUGUGAUAUAAGCGACGUUUGUGAUAUUCAUGAAUUAGAAUAAAAGAUAUUGUAAACUUA
Ostrea edulis (European flat oyster) is the source of this 2208-nucleotide messenger RNA. RefSeq lists its product as uncharacterized. The transcript has 2 exons. The record is from RefSeq and is a predicted model, not a curated record. Bases 207 to 1439 code for a protein of 410 amino acids. Lineage: Eukaryota; Metazoa; Mollusca; Bivalvia; Ostreida; Ostreidae.